GCGGCAGGAGAGGGCUGGCGCCUGCGCCCUCGGUCGUUGGUGGGAGCCGCUGCUAUGGCGCCCACGAUCCAGACUCAGGCGCAGCGGGAGGAGCCGGGCCACAGGCCCAACUCGCACCGGACGCUCCCCGAGAGGUCCGGGGUGGUUUGCCGCGUCAAGUACUGCAACAGCCUCCCCGACAUCCCCUUCGACCCCAAGUUCAUCACCUACCCCUUCGACCAGAACAGGUUCGUCCAGUACAAGGCCACCUCGCUCGAGAAGCAGCACAAGCACGACUUGCUGACGGAACCCGACUUGGGAGUCACCAUAGAUCUGAUAAACCCGGAUACGUAUCGCAUUGACCCCAAUGUUCUUCUAGAUCCCGCGGAUGAGAAACUGCUGGAGGAGGAGAUCCAGGCACCCACCAGUUCCAAGAGGUCACAGCAGCACGCCAAAGUUGUGCCAUGGAUGCGGAAGACCGAAUACAUCUCCACCGAGUUCAACCGCUACGGUGUCUCCAAUGAGAAGCCAGAGAUUUCUCAGCACUACAGCAAACCCCGCGUUACCCCAAUGGAAGUCAUGCCGGUCUUUCCUGACUUCAAGAUGUGGAUCAACCCCUGUGCUCAGGUCAUUUUUGACUCUGAUCCAGCGCCCAAGGACACCAGCGGGGCAGCAGCUCUGGAUAUGAUGUCACAAGCCAUGAUUAGGGGCAUGAUGGACGAAGAGGGCAACCAGUUCGUGGCCUAUUUCCUCCCCGUGGACGACACGAUGCGGAAGCGGAAGCGGGACCAAGAAGAGGAGAUGGAUUACGCACCCGAGGAAGUGUACGAGUAUAAAAUUGCCCGGGAAUACAACUGGAACGUUAAGAACAAAGCCAGCAAGGGCUACGAGGAGAAUUAUUUCUUCAUCUUCCGGGAAGGCGACGGGGUCUAUUACAACGAACUGGAAACCAGAGUGCGGCUCAGCAAGCGGCGAGCCAAGGCCGGCGUCCAGUCAGGCACCAACGCGGUGCUGGUGGUGAAACACAGGGACAUGAACGAGAAGGAGCUGGAGGCACAGGAAGCCCGCAAAGCGCAGCUGGAGAACCACGAACCCGAGGAGGAGGAAGAGGAGGAGAUGGACUUGGGCAAGGAGGCCCAAGGCUCAGACGAAGAGCCGGAGAAAGGCAGUGAGAGCGAGAAGGAGGCCAGCGAAGCCGAGGAGGAGGAGGAGGAGGAGGAGGAAGAAGAGGAGGAGGAAGAGGAGGAGGAGGAGGAGGAAGUCCGCUCCCCCAGCGAGGGCGUCCCGGCCGAGGAGAGCGAGGAGGACGAGCGGGCUGCGCGAGACAAAGAGGAGAUCUUCGGCAGCGACGACGAUGAGGAAGACUCUGAGCCGGAGGGCGACCGGCCGGAGGCGGACGAGGAGAGCGGCAGCGAGGAGGAGGAGGAGGAGGAGGAAGACCGGGGCAGCCGGCAGCAGCAGCAGCAGCAGCAGCACCGGGGCAGCCACAGCCCCUUCUUCAGCGGCAGCGACCACUCCAACCAAGAGGAAGAGGAGGAGGAGGAGGAGGAAGGGGAGGCCAGUCCCAGCGACGCCCCUUCGGAGUCGAGCAGCGAGAGCAGCGACAGUGACUGAGCAGCCACGGAGGCCGUCGGGUGGGCCUGGGACUGUCGGAAGAGGCGGGGGGGGCCUUGGUUCGCCCGGCCCCUUUGGGUGCCAGCUCUGCCCUCCCCGGCCACAGGGGGCUCUGGGCUGGGCAGUUGCCCUUCUGGGGGAACCGCGCGCUUCAGCCCUGGGCGUCCCCUGCUGUACAUAGAAGCCUUUUCUGUUGCAAUAAAAUGUGUGGUGUCUUCGA
Messenger RNA from Pseudonaja textilis, 1813 nucleotides. Lineage: Eukaryota; Metazoa; Chordata; Lepidosauria; Squamata; Elapidae. The record is from RefSeq and is a predicted model, not a curated record.